Molecule: messenger RNA, 1769 nt
Organism: Toxotes jaculatrix (banded archerfish)
Lineage: Eukaryota; Metazoa; Chordata; Actinopteri; Toxotidae
Product: globoside alpha-1,3-N-acetylgalactosaminyltransferase 1-like
Exons: 4
Coding region: 88-1134 (348 amino acids)
Biological process (GO): carbohydrate metabolic process
Cellular component (GO): membrane; Golgi apparatus; vesicle
Molecular function (GO): hexosyltransferase activity
Source: RefSeq, a predicted model, not a curated record
GCAAGAACGAAGAUAUGUGAAGAAAAGUGAGCGGAAAAUAUUAUAAAAGCAACAAGAACAGAGAGAAAGAGGGGGCAAGGUCACAGUAUGGCGUUGUUUCCGUUCUGCAAGACGCCCACAGGAUCUGUCAGAGUGACCAGAAUACAGCUAGUCCUGUAUUGUUUCCUCCUGUGUCUUAUCAUAUACUUUCUCCAUGGACGUAAAGGCACUGCCAGUGGGAAGUCACCUCACCCUAUCUUUCAUGCCUUGGGAAUGGAUAGGGGAGGAGAAAUGACAGUUGUCAAGCCAGCGGUACCACAAACUCCUAUGGAGACACCAUGGGGUGCUCCUUUAGUGUGGGGUGGCACCCGCAACUCGGCCUGGCGCAGAGCUAAAUUCGCACAACAGGGAAUCCGUACAGGUCUGCUGACCCUCGUUGUGGGAACUUACAGCCACUUUGUCCGACGCUUCCUCUCUUCAGCUGAAACCUACUUUCUCCCAGGUCAGAUGGUAACCUACUACAUUCUCACAGACAGUCCCCAUUCUCUGGAUCCCCCCAUCGAGUUGGGGCCAGAACGAGAGCUGAAGGUGGUUCCUGUCGCAGAGCUGCCUGGGUGGGACAGACUGGCCCAUCGUCGUAUGGCCCUGCUUGCUGAUGCCAUCAAAGAGCCAAUCAGCAGCGAGGUUGAAUACAUUUUCUGCGCUGACGUUGACCAGGAGUUUGUGGCCCCUGUGGGACAGGAAAUCCUAGGAGACCUGGUGGCCACGUUACACCCUGAGCUCUAUGGGAUGCCACGAAAUACAUUUCCUUAUGAAGUUGAAGAAGUCUCAUCUGCUUGUGUGGAGGAAGAUGAAGGAGACUACUACUACACCUCAGAGUUGUAUGGUGGGUUGGUUUCUGAUAUGUACAGACUGGCUCGCGCCUGCUCUUUGCUCAUUCUGGAGGACCAGGCCAAUGGAGUAGUGGCAAGGGGCCUUGAGGAGAGCUACCUGAACCGCUACCUGAUCGACCACAGGCCGACCUGUGUGCUGUCACCAGAGUACAGCUGGUGGGACUCGGCCCUGGCCGCUGAUGUGCCUGUACAGAGGCUAGUCUCCCUGGGAAGGCAAUGUGAGUCUUACGAUAAGAAGGCGAGAGAGCAGCACAAAUGUUGAACAAAUGUAAAAGGUAGGAUGGGGGGUUCAGCUGGCUAAAUCCACCAAAGUAUCUCAUUUCUACAUGAAGCACUGCUGUUUUUAGAGUUAGAUUUUCUUUGGAGAGGGUCUCCGGUCAACAUUUAGCAGUGUUAUGAAAGGACAGAAGAUGGAGGGAAAAAAAUAAAGGCACAUAUUUCAGUCAUCUUUAUCCAGUUAUUAAUUCUGAAUUUCUAUUUAAUUUUCUGUUCUAUUAGCCAUAGGCUGCAAUCACUCAAAAGCAAACUGCACAAUCUGUUCUCUAUUAAAGAACCAUUUGUGUGAACAGCACCUCUACGUGCCUGCUAUCUCUUCCACAGCAGACAAAAACAAAAUUGACCUGUCUCUUUAAACGAAGCACUCGUCCUCUCCAUUAAUGUCAGCCUAUGAGAUACUGCUGCAGCUGCUUUGUGGUCAGCAGUGAUAAGAGUCAACAGUGUAAGUGCACACUUUCCCCACAGUGGCCAAUCAUUAACUGGAAGGGCUGCUGUUUCAAGGUCUUUAAAUACCAGGUGGGGGCAAAAUGGACACAACGAGAUGCUGUUUCUUCAGGUUGCAUCUGCCAUGUUUGAGCUUCAGCUAACGUAGUUUUGAAACUGGUGAAACUAGCUAGAAUG